This is a messenger RNA of Adineta steineri, 1998 nucleotides long. The record is from the annotation of a GenBank genome assembly. NCBI's taxonomy places the organism in Eukaryota, Metazoa, Rotifera, Eurotatoria, Adinetida, Adinetidae.
AUGUCGAAUGCAAAAAGUGCAGUAGGACGUUCUUUAGUUAAAAAACGUUUUGCUAAUAAACAUCGUAACAGAGCUGGAGAAGAAUGGAUGUAUCAAAAAGCUGACUUUACUACGACGACUGAUUGGAAUCGACUUAAUCUACGAUCCAUAACAGAUCAAAAUUCUUUAGAUGACUUUUUAAGUACUGCUCAAUUAGCUGGCACUGAUUUUGCAGCAGAACGAUUAAAUGUAACGUUUAUUCCAGCUGUAGCAAAAGUUGGAAUUUUAACUAGUGAAGAUAAAGAACGUAUAAAACAAGUACAAAAAUUACAUGUUGAUAAAUUAAGUAUUCCACGACGACCAGCGUGGACUUCUAAUAUGAGCGCCGAACAAAUUGAUCUACAAGAACGUACGAGUUUUCUUGAUUGGAGACGACGAUUAGCUUUAUUACAAGAAAUCGAUGAUUUAACAUUAACACCAUUCGAAAAAAAUCUUGAAUUUUGGCGACAAUUAUGGAGAGUUAUCGAAAAAAGUGAUGUUAUUGUUCAAAUCGUUGAUGCUCGAAAUCCGCUAUUGUUUCGUUGUGAAGAUCUUGAAAACUAUGUUCGUGAAUUAUCACCAGAUAAUAAAAAAGUUAAUGUAAUUCUUGUUAAUAAAGCUGAUUUAUUAACUGAUGAACAACGACAAAUAUGGGCAACUUAUUUUGAUAAACAUAAUAUUCGUGUAAUUUUCUAUUCAGCUUUACAAUCAGCUCCAUCUACAAAAUCUACAAAAACAAGAAAUGAUUCAGAAGAUCUAGAUGAUACAGAUAGAGUUCUUGAAGAUAUUAAACGGAAUCAAUCCAAAGCUAAUUAUAAUGAUGAUAAUUUUGAAAUAACAAAAUCGCCUGGUCAAUUAAAUAGAUUCGACGCUCUUCAAUUAGAAGAUGAAAAUGAUGAAAAACAAAAAGCAGAAAUCAAUAUCAAUGAUGACGAUAUUCCAUCUCUUGGUAAUGAAGAAGAAGAAUAUGAUGAUGAUGAUGAUGAUGAUGAUGAAGAAGAAGAAGAAUCCGAGGAAGAAGAUAACGCUAAUGAAAAUGAAGAUUUAAUUGAAACAAUACGUGAUGAAAUUCUUGCACAUGGACAAUCUAAAGAAACAAAACCAAAAAAUUUAUCACUAGUUGUUAAUCGAGAAGAAUUAAUAUAUUUACUUAAAUCUUUAUAUGUUCAUAAAACAACGACUCGAGAAAAUAUUCUAACUAUUGGAAUGGUUGGAUAUCCAAAUGUUGGUAAAAGUUCAACAAUUAAUUCUCUAUUACAAUAUAAAAAAGUAUCUGUAUCAGCAACACCUGGAAAAACCAAACAUUUUCAAACGAUUUUUCUUGAGAAAGAACUUAUGCUAUGUGAUUGUCCUGGUCUUGUUUUUCCAUCAUUUGUUUCAACAAAAGAUGAAUUAAUUAUUCCACGUUCUGUUAUCACACAUAUUUACAAUAUUAUGUUACCAUUACCAAAAGAAGGAGAAGAUGAAAAUCGACCACCAACAGCUGUAGAAUUAUGUGCUACAUAUGCCUAUCGACGAGGUUUUAUGACUCAUAAAGGUAUUCCUGAUGGAAGUCGAGCAGCUCGUCUACUUCUAAAAGAUUAUAUUAAUGGAAAACUUCUAUAUUGUUAUCCACCACCUGGUUAUGAUUCAGAAGAAUUUCAACAGUAUGCUGCGCAUUAUGGCCUUGCUAGCGAUGAUGACGAUGAUGAUGAUGAAACAAACAAUGAAGAAAAUACAUCAAAUGAAACAACAUCAAAACCAUCAAAGUUUCAACCAUCCGAUGUCGAUCGACAAUUUUUUCAACCAACUGAUAUACGUUUUGGUAGUAAAGGUAUACAUGGUCGAUUAAAUUAUACAAGAAAAAAUGGUCCAAUACAAGCAGGUGAAACUACGAAUGAUUCAACAAAUCAAUCUCCAGAUGGAAAACCAUGGAAAAAACAUAAUAAUCGUAAAAAAAAAGAAAAAUUAAGACGUUUGUAUGGACAUCUUGAUGCUUAA